Molecule: messenger RNA, 372 nt
Organism: Porites lobata
Lineage: Eukaryota; Metazoa; Cnidaria; Anthozoa; Scleractinia; Poritidae
Source: the annotation of a GenBank genome assembly
AUGGAACUGAAAAGUAACUUCAGUUUGAAUCAAGCAAGGCCGCAAUGGCUGUGUUGCUUUCGAACAAGGUUUGGUCUUAUUCAUUGCCCUCACAGAAGUGGUGGUUGUUGGCUCCCCGACAACGGAUUUCUUGGAAUCCGUGGAUUUCUGUUGAGAGACUGUGUAUGCUAUUUCACAAAUGCUGACCAAAAAGAUCUGGAAAAUUCAGAAUCUGGUCCCGCCAUGGAUAAGGAAUGCCUAAAGUGUGGAAAAAGGAACCACUUCAUAGCGAAAUGCAAAUCCAAAGGAGUGAGAGAAGCUGGUUUAGAUGACGGGGAAUCCAAUGAAAUGUACCAAACAGAUGUAGCAGCCGUGAACAACUGGCCACCCUGA